AUGCUCGAAGACAAGAAUGCCUUUGGUUUCGUCCGCCAUAACCCCCGACCUCCCAAGCCAAGGAAGGUCGGAGUCACGGAGAUCAGAGGCCCGUAUUACUCGGCCAUGGGCAAGCGAUAUCUGCAGGAUGGCGGCUGGAUCGAACACAUCCUCACCCAAUCCCCCCCCCCCCCCAACACCGCCGCCUCGUCCUACCUCGCCCACUGCAAAUCCCUCGGCUUCGGCGUCAUCGAAAAAUCUCCAGUCCACCGGCUUCCUCUCCCUCCCUCCCUGCCCGCCCGACGACAUAUUGGCUCCGACUAA
Molecule: messenger RNA, 303 nt
Organism: Neurospora tetraspora
Lineage: Eukaryota; Fungi; Ascomycota; Sordariomycetes; Sordariales; Sordariaceae
Exons: 2
Coding region: 1-303 (100 amino acids)
Source: RefSeq, a predicted model, not a curated record